Messenger RNA from Cladophialophora yegresii CBS 114405, 1488 nucleotides. RefSeq lists its product as uncharacterized. Bases 1 to 1488 code for a protein of 495 amino acids. Gene Ontology annotation, biological process: intracellular iron ion homeostasis. NCBI's taxonomy places the organism in Eukaryota, Fungi, Ascomycota, Eurotiomycetes, Chaetothyriales, Herpotrichiellaceae. The transcript has a single exon. The record is from RefSeq and is a predicted model, not a curated record.
AUGGCUCCGGGUCUUUUAUCUGACGCGAACGGGCAUGGCCAUCCCUCAGCUCCUGCCAGUCCGGUUGAAAGCACCAAUGGCUGGCACUCUCCUCGUAUGAGAAAUGGAUCUCAAUCUGCAGCCUCUGCCUUUAGUCUGCCUACGCCAGACUCAAGUGAAAUCCACGACCUGGUCUGUGUGGGCUUUGGGCCAGCCUCACUAGCGAUAGCUGUCGCACUCCACGACUUCUUGCAACUUCAAAAGGAAUCUGCAAGCCACAGCGCGAGCCCCAAAGUACGCUUCCUAGAACGACAAGGCGGAUUCAAAUGGCAUGCCGGAAUGCUUCUCCCCGGCGCAAAGAUGCAAAUCUCGUUCAUCAAGGAUCUUGCCACGCUUCGGGACCCGACAAGUCAUUUCACGUUCCUCAACUAUUUGAAGAAGCACAAUCGGCUUGUUCAGUUUUCAAACCUUGGGACCUUUUUGCCAUCUCGGCUAGAGUUCGAUGACUAUCUUCAGUGGGCAGCCAGUCACUUUGAAAACGUGGUCGAAUAUAGCCAAGAGGUCGACUCGAUCCUCCCUCACAAACAGGAAGGAGCACAGAAGUACGAUUGCUUCGAGAUCGUGUCGCGAAAUCUUUCCACAGGGACAACCUUGCGGCUUCUCAGUCGUAACGUCGUGAUAGCAGCGGGCGGCCGACCAGCAAAGCCAGCCGUAUUCCCACCGUACCACGAGCGCAUCCUGCACUCAUCUGAGUAUAACACCAGGAUCGAGCGUCUUCUGUCGGACAAGAACGGAGCGUAUCAUGUCGCCGUUGUGGGUGGUGGCCAGAGUGCUGCCGAGGUGUUCAGCAAUCUUCAUUCCCGCUAUCCCAACGCGACGACAAAGCUGAUCUUCCGCGAUUCAUCACUGCGACCCAGCGAUGACUCGCCAUUUGUUAACGAGGUCUUCAACCCGGAAGCUGUCGACGCCUUUUAUGAGCAGCCCGAAAAUGUCAGGUCCGCGAAUCUGAAGAAGAACAAGGCCACAAACUACAGUGUUGUAAGGCUUGAGUUGCUCGAGAAGUUGUAUGACGAGCUCUACCUGCAGAGCAUCAAACAGCCAGAUAAGUCUCGCUGGCAGCACCAGAUCCUGCCCCUUCGAGAGAUUUCAGACGUGGUCGACAACGGACCGAAUGAGAGGGUGGAUCUGGUGUUGAGAAAUACAGAUCCGUUGAGACAGGAUCGAAGGGAAGUAUGGUCGUUUGAUGCGGUGAUCGUGGCGACCGGAUACCGACGGGACGCCCACGUCGAGAUGCUGAAAGACUGUCAAAGUAUCAACGCGAAUCCUGCCGGGCGUUGGCAAGCCGGGCGUGAUUAUGGGCUGAAGCUUGAUCGGGGGACUGUUGAGGAUGCCACGGGGAUCUGGCUGCAAGGGUGUAAUGAAGAAACACACGGGUUGUCCGAUACCUUGCUCUCAAUAUUGUCUACUCGAAGCGGCGAGUUGGUGGAUUCUAUUUUUGGGCAGCAUUGA